Molecule: messenger RNA, 375 nt
Organism: Geodia barretti
Lineage: Eukaryota; Metazoa; Porifera; Demospongiae; Tetractinellida; Geodiidae
Source: the annotation of a GenBank genome assembly
AUGAAUGUUGGUAUCUUGUCCUUGGUGCUGUGUCUGGCCCUAUUGGUCUCAUCCACUGGUGCAGCUACUGGCUCCCAACAAGUCAACUAUGUUACUCCAACCUCGCCUGCUGGUAUCUCCUGUCCCGGACAGCCCUGCCUGACUCUGGACCAGUAUAUUACCAGCUCCAGUACUUACAUCGUCUCCAACACAGAUUUCAAACUUCUCCCUGGAAUACACCACAUCACCAGGACUUUUGUCACACGAAACAUUGAGUGCAUCACCAUUGAGGGCGACACUUGUGGAAAGUCAAACUCUCGAGUACAAAUCAGUGGAUAUUCUCUGCAGUUUAUCAACACUGUUGAUGUUUACAUUAUUGGAAUAAAAGCAAACUAA